Drosophila gunungcola (fruit fly) is the source of this 901-nucleotide messenger RNA. Its product is annotated as protein obstructor-E. Gene Ontology annotation, cellular component: extracellular region. The record is from RefSeq and is a predicted model, not a curated record. Lineage: Eukaryota; Metazoa; Arthropoda; Insecta; Diptera; Drosophilidae. The transcript has 4 exons. Bases 91 to 807 code for a protein of 238 amino acids. Gene Ontology annotation, molecular function: chitin binding.
UGCUCAGGCCAAGUACCCAGUUCCCAGUUCCCAGGAUCGUCUCCGACUUGUUUCUUUUUUUUUGUUUAACCACUCAACACCAAGUCGAAAAUGAAGUUAUUUUUAUGUGCCAUUGCUGUGACGCUGUGUGUGGCGGCGACAACCGUCAACGCCGCCAACUUCGAGUGCCCGAAGGCCAAUGGCCAGUUCGCCGAUGAGGUGCAGUGCGACAAGUUCUACGUCUGCGACGACGGAGUGGCCAAGGCGAAGCUCUGUCCCGACGGCCUGGUCUUCGACCCCCUCAACCGCAAGUUCAACAAGUGCGACCAGCCCUUCAAUGUAGACUGCGAGGACCGCACGGAGCUGCAGGAGCCCAAGUCCAGCAAGUACUGUCCGCGCAAGAACGGAUUCUUCGCGCAUCCCGAUCCCGCCGUGUGCAACAUCUUCUACAACUGCAUCGAGGGCGACGCUUUGGAGACCAAGUGCACCGUGGGCCUGCACUUCGAUGAGUACUCGGGCACCUGUGUGUGGCCCGAUACCGCCAAGCGUGAGGGAUGCAACCCGGAGCAGAGGACUUCCGAGACCGGCUUCGUGUGCCCCAAGGAUCAGCCCAAGACCGACGACCGCGGCCAGGUGGUGACCCAUCCCAAGUACCCGCAUCCCACCGACUGCCAGAAGUUCUACGUGUGCCUGAACGGCGAGGAUCCGCGUGACUUGGGCUGCCAGCUGGGCGAGGUCUACAACGAUGCCACCGAGAUGUGCGACGCCCCCGAAAAUGUGGCCGGCUGCGAGGACUGGUACAAGGAGGUGGACGACAAGAAGGACUAAGCACUGAGGACCAAGGACCACACUUCCGGUCGACCUGUCUCAUCUCACAUCCACACUCACACAAACAACAAAACAAAAAAAAAAAAAAUCAAAA